Messenger RNA from Peronospora matthiolae, 3117 nucleotides. Lineage: Eukaryota; Oomycota; Peronosporomycetes; Peronosporales; Peronosporaceae. The record is from the annotation of a GenBank genome assembly.
AUGGACGACGAGCGCUUGUCCAGCGUGGACCAGUUCCUGCGGGAGAAUGGCUUCAGUCUCUCCGACUCGGCGCUAGCGAUCGCGUCACUGAGUGACGAUGAGCUCCUGGACGAUGAAGACUUCCUGCUCAGUGUACCGGCGCCGUCUGGACGCAGUGAUAGCAGCAGCAGUAGACGCAGUAGCAGCGCCACGGACCCGCCGCGUUUCGUGCUCUUGGAAGACGAGAGUUUGCUGCAGGAGCGACAAAACGACGAGCGGUUGAGUGGAGACAGGACGAGUGAACGACCGGAGGAUGCAGUGGGGGCGGGAGCUGGAUGGCCCGACCGGGAGGGACAAGUGGAAGAGGGCUCGCUGAUUGAUUUGAGUGGUCUAGAGCGCUCGCGCCUCUCGCUUUCGAGUGCAUCGAUGGAUCUUGUGGACAGCAGAGAUCAGGAACAAGCACGGGGUUCGAGACUGCCGUCGUCGGUGGUCUCGUCGCUGUCGUCGCAGCGGAACGAGGACGUGGCUGGAGCAGUGGAUCGGGUGCUGGAUGAUGAGUUGAACAACGCGCUGGGAGUGCCUGGUGCUGAGGUUGUGACUGGUGCAGAGAGACUGAGCUUGUCGUCAAGAAGGUCGAGAGAAGAGGAUGGAGGGGAGAGUGCAGCAGUGGGUGGUAGGGACGGGUCUUUGGAGUACUCGCGGAUGCUGGAAAGGGGGCGGUCUUUGUGUACGGAGAAUGGGGACGACGGUGGGCACGCAGUCAAGAGGAGCGAUGUUGGUGGACGUAUGGGGGGAUUGGCAUCAUAUUCUGGGGAUGCAAGGAGCAGAUACCGAAGGAAUUGGAGAUCGUCAGGUUUUGGAGAUGUUGAAGAGAAGAGCGAAAUAGAUGAGGAGUUGAAUGUUAGGUACAGGGAUGCUAAAAGUGAGGAAUGUCGCGAGCAUCGAGACGCAGUUGGAACGGAUGAAGGUGCUUGGAACGGACUAAAUGAUUUGCUGCGAAAGAAUGGACUGCCGGCUCUUCGGUUUCGUCGUGCUGAGUCGGAGGUAGUCCCAGAGCAGGGUUCACUGUUCAGCGUCAUUCACGACUUCGGCGUGCAGCUGGCACGCAAGAACGAGACGAUCGAGGAUUUAUUGUUGUCAUCCCAACGUAAUUCUAGACUUCGAAGCAGGUGGGAAAGGGAGCUUCAGACUAUGGUCAAGAAGAAUGAAGUGGCGCAAAAGGCUUUGGAAAAAGCGCAAGCGGAGAUUCAGCGCCUAAAGACUUCGCAGAAGAAGGAAAGUGAAAGCACCGAGCUCCUGUCUCGGAAGCUGAAAAGUUCGUGUCUUCGUUUACAACAGCAGCUCAAGGUCAGCGAACACCGCGUCAAAGCGAAGGAGGUUGUUGUCCAGAAGAUGCAGACCAAACUUCAACAACAAGCAGAUAGAGAGACUUUGAAGAAGGCGCGGGACCGACACGUUUUCCGUGAUCUGCAGGACCGUGACCCACGACGUGCGAACCCGCGUGACAUCCAGACGCUUGAGACAAUAGGUGUGUAUGAAGCGCAGCGUGAGCAAAUGCAGGAAGAAAUUGACCACCUGAAGUUACAGGUUACCGCGCUCAAUAGCGAGCUCCGUGAUAAAGAUAAUUGUAUCGUGCGACAGUCAAGUGCGUUCCUGAAACGAGGCGAACCUGCAGUGUGGGAGCUGGGCUUCGAUGAGAGCUGUACAGGCCAGCUUUCUGGCGUCACGUCUCGACUUCAAGACCUGCAACAUCGAUCGUCAUCUGUCGCUUCGGACGACGUUAUGCUGGAGGUGCUUGAGGCUGCACGGUGUGAGCAAGAAUUAGCUGCAGCAAAGUUGCGUCGUCGCGAGGCCGUGAUGAUGAAGAAGGUUGCUAUGAUUGAACGAGAAUUGGUUGCGGCUCGCGAGACUAUUAGCGAACUGAAAGAUGAGAAGGCCAAUCGGGUGUUUGAGUCAGAGUCACGUAUUCGUGACAACCGCACUAGCCAGCGUCGCAUCGACCACUUGGAGCGGCAGGUUGUAGACGAUGAAGUCGCGCUGGACGGCGCUAGUGAACUUGAUGGACUUCGAGAGGAUUCGGGGGCAAAAGAGCGUACGGGGCAUGACCGCUUGAAUCACCGAUCGCAACUUAAUCGACUUGACAAGCUUUCGCGUGAGACAGUAGUGGAGGUUGUGAAGCACGUUUGUCGUGUGCUUCACUUGUCUGACAUAACUCUCAUUGUGCCGAGCAUCGAGAAGCUCUGCAAUGUCGUUGCGGCAGUCCCGCGUAUGGAAAAGUUUAUCCGCGACGUUUGUGGGUUCGUUUUGUUGCAUGAUGAGACAACAGGCCAAUACAGCGCCACAUCCGAGUUGGAACAAGUUCUCCCGACAUUACACUUGUGGGCGGAGGAGCGACAAAACCUGUGUGCUUUGGAAAAGUUCAAGACGUCGAUAAUGACUGAGCUAAGCCGGCGGAUCACCGAAUCAGGUGUUCGUAACGAUGAGAAGGAUAGCAGCCGCGUCGAGGACGCUCCCAAUUACCCGACGAUCUUGUCACGCGCUGUCCGUGCUGUUUCAGAGCUGGUGGAGCUUGAAAAAGGUGUUAUACAUCACCGGGAUAUGUAUACACUUGCUGCUGAAGAAGUGGAGCGUCGUCCAAAUGAUUUGGUCAAUCCGAUUGUGAGGCAUUUCGCCUACCUUUUUCAAGUCAGAAAUAUCGAUGGCAUACUUCCCAAAAUGAAUGAAACGUAUUUGAUGGUGAAUGAAAUGAAGAAUUUUGUGCACGCUAUACGCGGCAUUCUUCGCCUGAAGAAAGAUUCGUCAUUGGUGUACUGCUUAGAUAUCAUCAAGGAACUACUGCAGGAGAGCGUGGCAGAUGCAAUGCGUGUGCGUGCAGAGGAACCAAAUGAUGGCAACACAGAGGAGAACCACGUCUUUGAUGGCUGCAGCCUGAACUUCGUCGUCGAGAAGUGUCGGUCGAGCGCGCGCGGUGGAAAUUCUGAGACGAACUUAGCAGGCGUCCAAGAAGUACGAGAGAUGAGUGUGUUGAUCCGAGAGCUUAGACGUGAGCUAGGGGCAACCACAAUGGAUGACAUCCUGCCAAGAACGAAGUGUUUGAUGGAACUAUUGAGUCUGUCCAUUUAUAAUGCUGGGGAGUAG